AUGGCCAGGAGGAGUGAGGGCUUCUCGCCCUGGCGGUUCUGGUGUCUUUUCCCGGUGCUGUGGGGUGCACUGCAAGCCGCAGGAUUUCGGGUGGAGAUGGCAGGGAGGACUCAGACCGUGUUUCUCAACGACAACAUCACCAUCAUCUGCAAGAUUCCUGGUUCUCCCGCUCUGGACAUCAGCACUGUGGGUGUUGUCUGGUUUGUAUGGAAGAAAGGAACAGAGGAGAAAGUUCCUGUGUUUGAGUAUUAUGGAGAUCACGAGAAGGCAUACCGAACUGGAGCCAACAUCUCUCCGGAGAAGCUGAUGAGGGGAGAGGCCUCACUGCACCUGCCAGCCAUUCAGCUCAGUGAUGCUGGAGAGUACUUCUGUAAGGUGGUGGUCACCCCUGAGAUGGAUGAGAAAAGUGUGCAGCUAGAAGUUGUGGCUACUCCAACCAACAAAAUAUUUCAGGACCAGGUCCUGGAGAACUCAAAGCAAUACACACGCAUUGUGUGCAAGUGCAGUGGUUUCUACCCAGACUCUGUGAACAUAACAUGGAAGAACUGGUCCCCGAAAGCGGCUCAGCCUCUGCCGAUAUCUGAAGGCAUCUUCACUGGUCAUCAUGUCCAGAAUGAGGAUGGGACCUUUAAUGUCACUAGCUAUGUGACACUGAAGUCUCCUCUGGAAGAUGCUGGGGCCGUGUACCAGUGUGUGGUGAGCCACAUUUCCCUACACAGCACCCAGAGACUCAACCUCACACUGAGUGUGACAG
Ochotona curzoniae (black-lipped pika) is the source of this 754-nucleotide messenger RNA. Its product is annotated as natural cytotoxicity triggering receptor 3 ligand 1-like. Lineage: Eukaryota; Metazoa; Chordata; Mammalia; Lagomorpha; Ochotonidae. Gene Ontology annotation, cellular component: external side of plasma membrane. The record is from RefSeq and is a predicted model, not a curated record. Gene Ontology annotation, biological process: immune response; negative regulation of T cell proliferation; T cell costimulation. The transcript has 3 exons. The annotation marks the transcript as partial.